UGAUAUAACUUUGAAUAAGAAGAAAAGUGACCUUGAUACAAGUGAUAUAACUUUGAAUAAGGAGAAAAGUGACCUUGAUACAAGUGAAAUAACUUUGAAUAAGGAGAAAAUUGACCUUGAUACAAGUGAAAUAAUUUUGAAUAAGGAGAAAAUUGACCUUGACACAAGUGAAAUAACUUUGAAUAAGGAGAAAAUUGACCUUGAUACAAGUGAAAUAACUUUGAAUAAGGUGAAAAGUGACCUUGAUACAAGUGAAAUAACUUUGAAUAAGGAGAAAAGUGACAUUGAUACAAGUGAUAUAAUUUUGAAUAAGGAGAAAAUUGACCUUGAUACAAGUGAAAUAACUUUGACUAAGGAGAAAAGUGACCUUGAUACAAGUGAAAUAACUUUGAAUAAGGAGAAAAGUGACCUUGAUACAAGUGAAAUAACUUUGAAUAAGGAGAAAAGUGACCUUGAUACAAGUGAAAUAACUUUGAAUAAGGAGAAAAGUGACCUUGAUACAAGUGAUAUAAUUUUGAAUAAGGAGAAAAUUGACCUUGAUACAAGUGAAAUAACUUUGAAUAAGGAGAAAAUUGACCUUGAUACAAGUGAAAUAACUUUGAAUAAGGAGAAAAGUGACCUUGAUACAAGUGAUAUAACUUUGAAUAAGGAGAAAAGUGACCUUGAUACAAGUGAUAUAACUUUUAGUAAGGAGAAAAGUGACCUUGAUACUGGGUAUUCAGCAUAA
Messenger RNA from Ylistrum balloti, 727 nucleotides. Its product is annotated as repetitive organellar protein-like. The annotation marks the transcript as partial. The transcript has a single exon. The record is from RefSeq and is a predicted model, not a curated record. NCBI's taxonomy places the organism in Eukaryota, Metazoa, Mollusca, Bivalvia, Pectinida, Pectinidae.